This is a messenger RNA of Clupea harengus (Atlantic herring), 3138 nucleotides long. It is a transcript of the gene rab5c, whose product is annotated as RAB5C, member RAS oncogene family. Gene Ontology annotation, molecular function: GTPase activity; GTP binding. The record is from RefSeq and is a predicted model, not a curated record. Lineage: Eukaryota; Metazoa; Chordata; Actinopteri; Clupeiformes; Clupeidae.
AGAAGGAUCACGGAAGUCGACUUGGUGUAGGCGGAAGAGAAGGCCUGGGCCUGUGAUGCAGAGUCGCUGAGAGCUGCGAAGGGGAAAUUUUGGUCAAGGCAGGAUCUGAGGAGAUUUGGGUAUACAGGGAACACCCUGAAGCGCAAAUAGGAGACACACAGAUUAUCUAUUACGAAAGAUUGCCUUGCACUGCCCUUCCUCUCUCAAGACUCUGUUUGGCCAGCCAAGCUCAGCCCAACUCAGUAAAGCCCAGCCCAGCCUAGUCCAGUCCAGUCCAGGCGAGUGACCCUUCGUUGCCGCCCACUCUCGGCUCUCUAGACACAGGCUCUUCCAGAUCCCUUGGACCCUCCCUUCCACCGGAGUUUGUCCAGCCUCCCCUCUCCUCCCCUGGGGUUAGCCCUUCUCUGCACACCAUGGCGGGUCGUGGAGGACCAGCACGGACCAAUGGGGCGGCCGCGGGCAACAAGAUAUGCCAGUUCAAACUGGUUCUACUAGGGGAGUCUGCUGUGGGCAAAUCCAGCCUGGUGCUGCGCUUCGUCAAAGGACAGUUCCACGAGUACCAGGAGAGCACCAUCGGAGCUGCGUUUCUCACACAGACUGUUUGUUUGGAUGACACGACGGUAAAGUUUGAGAUCUGGGACACGGCAGGACAGGAGCGUUAUCACAGUCUGGCCCCAAUGUACUACAGAGGCGCGCAAGCGGCCAUCGUAGUCUACGACAUCACCAACACAGACACAUUCACUCGUGCGAAGAACUGGGUGAAGGAGCUGCAGAGACAGGCCAGCCCCAACAUAGUCAUUGCGCUGGCAGGGAACAAGGCUGACCUCGCCAACAAGAGAGCCGUAGAUUUCCAGGAAGCACAAGCCUAUGCAGACGACAAUAGCCUGCUCUUCAUGGAAACUUCUGCCAAAACUGCGAUGAACGUCAAUGAGAUUUUCAUGGCCAUAGCAAAGAAACUGCCGAAGAAUGAGCCACAGGGCGGAGCUGGAGCCGGAGGACGCGCAAGGGGCGGAGUCGACCUUCAGGAGGCGGCCCCUCAGAGCAGAAGUAGCCAGUGCUGCGGCGGCGGGAACUAACUAAUCGACCAAUCACAGGCCAGCGAUAACAAAAUGACCGAGAGUAUCAAGAGACACACCAACAGACAGUAUCAGUGGAUAUACACACACAUACACCCAUCAGUGUGAAUCAUCAGUUUGAAAUGACUGUCAACCGAGUCCACACACACACACAAAAAAAAACCAACCAUUUUGUAGACUAUAGAUGUAAGCCCAACCCCACAUAUCUGUACACACUUCAUGACCACUCCAAAACCUCCUUAUAUGCAGUGGGAUAUUGUCAGACCAGUAAACUAACUGCCUGAGUUUAUGAAUUGAUCUUUUGAUAUUGAAAGUGACAGUGACAGUGUCUGCAUAGUCUGUGACUGACUGUCCAAGAAACCAAUGCAUAAACCAGCCCAGCCGACUGUCUGUACAGAGCACACACAGUUCCAGAAUCCCAUCCCAUCACACACACACUUGUUAGAUUUAAACUGUCAACGUUGCAAAAACCAACACAAACAGAAAACACAAUUCCCGCUCCAUUGUGGAACUGUGAAUAAUUGGAACCAGUCGCACUUAAGGGCCUAGUGCCCUUCUCAGUGUUUGUCUCUGUCCUUUAAAGAGAAAAGAAAAUCACAAAAAAAAACACAGCUGAAAGGAAUAACAGACGCCCUCCCUUCCUCCCUCCCUCGCUCCCUUGCUUUCUCUCUCUCCAUCUCUCUCAAUCUCUUGCCUUCUGUCAUUCGUUCUCCCUCCAUUUUGCCACAGUAUUUCAAUGAUGUUUUAAACUACCCUCAGAUCUUCCCAGCCACCCCUCAUUUCUCCUGGGUGGGUGCAUGUAGCCAAAAUGAUUGCUCUUUCCUUUUCCUCUUUUUUUUUUUCUCCCUUUAUGUUCCCAUGCGGGAUGAGAAGAACGGAGAGUGUUUGUGUUUUGUAAAUGAUUAUUCACGGGAGAGGGACAGAAGAUGGUGGGGGUUGUUUUUUUUUCCUUUCAGGUCUUGUAGAUUCUGUAUUAUGUCAUUGUCUUUAUUAAUGUUGUUAUUAUGAUUAUCUUUGUCGUCAUACUACUACUACUACAUUUAGCACAAACAAAUGGAAUAUGAUUUCAUAGGCUAGACCCUCUUUAUAUUUGUAUGUGUUCUGUUUUCCCCCCAAUCAAUUUCCCAGAUAUCCAACUAUAUGCAUAGUGCAUUAACACUUGUUAUUACACAAACGACAUCUAGCAUUAAUGAGCUGUCUUUUGUUUGUUUUUUAAUCAUUCAGAUAUGAAAUUACAGAUGUGAAAUUGAAUUAACAGCAUACGUAGUCAGACCAGAUUUCUUUUCUCUUUGACCAAAAUCACGAUCAUGUGUAUUGAGAAAAAAAAAUAUGAUGUAUUUGUACAAUGUAUUUUUGAACAGCACUUUACACCUGAAGGGCCCAGCCACAAAGUAUUGAGGCCUCCAUCAUUGAGUUUCACACCACACCUUCAUAAGACCCACAUAAACAUUAAAACCGUGAUAACUGAUCAUCGACAUGAGGUGCCAUGACAUUCUGAAUGUCAGGAAUAUAAGACACUUUUGACAGUUUGGUUUGAAGUAGUCACCAUUGUUCAUGUUCUACCAAUGAACAUGUACUAUAUUGCUUGACAAUACAUAGGAUAGCUUUUGUGUCGAGACGCCCUUCAAGUAAAGUGCUACUGUAUUUUCUUUCUCCUCUUCAUACAUGUAACCAAUCAGUAGUAAUUGUCAAUACAGAACCUUCCCAAUAUAAAAUACUGUCAUCCUCAACUUUUUUUCCUAUGGAGAAAAGAUUCCUCUACUUCCGAGGUCUGUGGUAUUGAGUGCUCUUGGUCUAUCAGGCCCACCAUGGUUUUUGUUUUUCUGUUUGUCUCUUUUUUUACUUUUCUUAUUGGGAGGGAUUCUUCUGAAUGGUGUUGUCGGUGUCUCUUGUGGCAUCUCUGACUAGCACAAUGAUCUUUGAUCUUUUGUUUUUGUUUGUUUGUUUUCGUUUUGGGUUUUUUUUUGAGAAGGGGUAUGGGAGAAUGGCAGAAAAGGGGUGUGGGGGGGAUGUGAUAAAAACCGCUUAUUGUAAUUUUACCAAUAAACAUGGGGAAAGGUAA